Molecule: messenger RNA, 1544 nt
Organism: Rattus rattus (black rat)
Lineage: Eukaryota; Metazoa; Chordata; Mammalia; Rodentia; Muridae
Exons: 3
Coding region: 1-891 (296 amino acids)
Source: RefSeq, a predicted model, not a curated record
AUGAAAGCGACCACGGUGAGAGCGGAUACCAGACCGCAGAGCCCAGCCUGCAUCCACGCUACACACCUCAAACUCCUCAUCCGCAAAGCACCCACCCUAGACACAUCGAGGACCCCGCAUCCACCCGGGUCCUCGCCCCACACAGACCGCAGACCUCGCACUCAUACCUCACAUCUCCGCUCACCCGGCGCACACCAGCACACACCUCUCGCACACCGCACUCAUCUUACCCGCCCUGCAUCCACCCUGCAGACCCCGCACUCACCCUGCAUCCACCUCACACACCUGGCAGACUCAGGAGCCACGCCACAUACCUGGCACAUCCCAGACUCCACAUCCAUUCCACACACCCGGCACACACCACAGACCCCGCUCUCACCACGCACACACCCGCGCUCACCCCGCGCGCACAGCAGACUCCGUGUCCGCCGCGCCCGCUCACAGCGGAGCCGCAGCUCCUGCCGGAGGAGCCGCCCGCGUCCGCCCCGCCGGGCGGCGCCGGCGGGAAGAGGAGGCUACGCUGAGCUUCUCCGACCCGAGAUUCGCCGGGGGUUGCUCCAGCAGCAGAGGCCGCGGCCGCGAACUCCUCGCGACCCUGCACGGGCCCCGGAGCCCAGCGGCGCCCGCCCGAUCCCGGUCGCCUGCGCCGCGCGUUGCUGGCGACCCCAAGACCCCCGCCUCAGGCCAUGCCUCCGGCCUCGCCUGCUGCUCGCCGCUGCCUUUCUCUCCACUCACCGCUCGCCGCCAUCUUCCCCAACGCUGUUCUCGAUCGGAAACUCACAGCUCAGCCCCGGCCGCCGACACCGACUCCGCCGAGGCCGCCGCCGGCGCUCUGAGGAGCUGAGGCAGCCGCCGCUAAAGCCGCGGCGCGGGGGCCGCCGGGAUUUGUAGUCCCGCGGCCACGCCCAGCACUACGGGUCCCAGGGGGCCCUGCGCGAGGCAAGGGGCGUGGUCGCAAGGCCUGGGUUGCCACCAGCUUACCCAUCCCCUGGAGCUAAAGCGGGCGUCCAGCGUUCGAUUUCCCGUGUGCCUGUCUCCAUCCUGGAAUUCCUGACCUCUAUGGAGUGUUCAUUGUGCGCCAAGCACCGUUCCUCAAGACCAAUAGCUGAGGGGGCGUCAUCCUUACUUUUCAGACGAGCAAACUGAGGCCCGAGGAUUUCCCACCUGCACGAUGGCAGUUCCUGCUUCACUGUUCUGCAAGUGUCCACUCUUCACCCAUGGAGUUAGUCACACAGCAGCCAAGUCCCAAGCCGGGUCUGGUGAUGCACACCCUACGCGCAGGAAGCAAAGGCAGGCAGAUCUCAGUUCCAGGCCAUCCAGGGGUACAUAGGGAAAUCCUAUCUUAAAAUUCAUAAUAGAGGGGCUAGAGAGAUGGCUCACUGGUUAAGAGCACUGACUGCUCUUCCAGAGGUCCUGAGUUCAAAUCCCAGCAACCACAUGGUGGCUCACAACCAUCUGUAAUGAGAUCUGAUGCCCUCUUCUUGUGUGUCUGAAGACAGCUACAGUGUACUCAUAUACAAUAAAUAAAUAAAAUCUUUAAUAAA